Messenger RNA from Gloeophyllum trabeum ATCC 11539, 876 nucleotides. RefSeq lists its product as uncharacterized. The record is from RefSeq and is a predicted model, not a curated record. Lineage: Eukaryota; Fungi; Basidiomycota; Agaricomycetes; Gloeophyllales; Gloeophyllaceae. The coding region runs from base 1 to 876 and encodes 291 amino acids. The transcript has 17 exons.
AUGUCCACACCUGCUCCUCCCGCUCUAGACAACAGUCUCGGUGCCAUACUUAUUGGUGUAAUUUGUGCAUCAGCUCUCUAUGGCUUGUCCUGUCUGCAAACCUUCCAGUAUCUCCGGGCUUACAGGGAUGACCGCUUUUACCUGAAAGCUCUAGUCUUGAUCCUCUGGUGCCUUGAUACAUUGCAUUCAGCCUUCACCUGUCAUGCCCUAUACUACUAUGCUGUCACAAUGUAUGGCAACUAUCUGGCUCUUGCAACAGCUAAUUGGUGGGUACCUGUGGCAUUGAAUGUUUGCAUUGGAUCUCUGGUACAGAUGUACAUGGGUUGGCGUGUCUUUAUUAGAUUGUUUGUCCCUGGUCCAGUUUGCUUAUUCUGCUUCCAGCCGCUGGUUUUGUUGUGCAAAGCCAUGACAGUCAUUGGGUUCCGUGUCAAGGAGUUUGCCAACCUCAAAUACUAUAAGGGUAUCAUUACCACCUCACUUGCAAGUACAGCUGUAGUGGACUUGGUUAUCGCUGCAAGUCUCUGCUAUUUUCUGUCCAAGAAAAGGACAGGGUUCUCAAAGACUGAUGAUUUGAUCAAUACACUCAUCAUCUACUCUGUCAACAGUGGUGUGUUGACUAGUGUAUUCAAACUGCCUGCUCUCAACCUCAUAUAUGAUCACAGCCUCAAUGCUCGGAAGCGUCUGAGAAAGUAUGGCAAUGCUACACCACUUGAAUUGUCAGACCUACCGCCAGCCAGCAACUUGCAAAUAAAGGCUGACAGGCUGUCCCAGCACCCGGUCAGGAUUCAAACAGAGACCAGCACCCUUGUCCGCACAGACCCAAGUGCUGUGUAUCGAGACUGGGAUGACUCUUCAAAGGCAGUUAGCAUUAACUGA